Molecule: messenger RNA, 1227 nt
Organism: Patella vulgata (common limpet)
Lineage: Eukaryota; Metazoa; Mollusca; Gastropoda; Patellidae
Product: multiple epidermal growth factor-like domains protein 10
Exons: 4
Coding region: 25-1227 (400 amino acids)
Molecular function (GO): protein binding
Source: RefSeq, a predicted model, not a curated record
CAAAGUUCUACAGCUUAUAAUGGAAUGUCAUCUAAAGCAGUAGAUGGUAAAACUAAAACUAAUUAUUUCCAAGGCCUUUCUUGUACGCAUACAAGUGAAAGCAGUGCAGGUUGGUGGUGUAUCAAUCUUCAACAAAUCUACAAUAUCAUCAACAUAACAAUAUAUAACAGAGCUACAGAGCAGCAUAGACUUAAAGGAUUUGAACUGAAGAUAAGUUCUAGUGAUCAGUGUAAUGGAGCAGGGUUUAUGUCAGCUACACCAUGUUAUAAAGAUACCUCACAAGAAAUCCUCCCAGUGUAUAACAUAACAGAAUGUAACCAACCUUCUUCAACAUCAUUAUCAGCUAAAACAUUUUUUAUUAAUGUUACUGAUGUGCUUACCUUAUGUGAAGUUCAAAUAUAUACAGGUAUAUGCAGUGAUGGUUAUUACAAUGUGUCUAACUCCAGAUGUAAAGCAUGUAAUACAUGUGUUGGCAAUGAAUGUAAUCCAGAGAGUGGAAUAUGUAAUGAUGGAUGUAAGGAUGGUUAUAAAGACUCUAGAUGCACCACAGCAUGUCCAACCAACUGUGUUAGAUGUAAUGACAGUUCAUGUUCUGUAUGUAAACCAGGAUGGUAUGGUACAAACUGUCAACAGAGAUGCAAUGAAGGAUGUCUGAACACUACAUGUACUAAGUCUAAUGGAUCUUGUUCUAUCUGUAAAUCCGGAUGGUAUGCUACAAACUGUCAGGAGAGAUGUAGUGAAGGAUGUCUAAAUAUCACCUGUUCUAAAUCUGAUGGAUCUUGUUCUGUCUGUAAACCAGGGUGGUAUGGUACAAACUGUGACUCUGUGUGUUCUGGUAAUUGUAAUGAUGGAUGCAAUAAAUCUAAUGGUAUUUGUAAUGAAUGUAAGCAGGGAUAUGUUGGUUUGUUUUGUGGUAUCGAAUGUGGCGCUAUAUGUCAACCAAUAAUGAACGGAGCAAAGGAGCUAAACGAAUGUGAUGUAGACCAAGAUUGUAGUAAAAACUGUACUGAAAUCUGUGUAGAUGAAAUUUGUAACCAUAAGUCAUUGAAUUGUUCCUAUGGAUGUAUAGGUGGUAAAAAGGGUCAUAGCUGUUCGAAGCCUCUGGUAUCAGAUAAUAUACCUACAGCUAAUGAUAAUACAGCUAUUAUAGCAACAGUUGUAUCUGUGUUACUUCUAAUAUUAAUUUGUUGUUUGGUCGUCUUUUUAGUUUUUAAACACAAAAGGUGA